AUGGCAGAACUUGAACAUUCAGUCUCCUCUUACUAGUUAAGACCUGAGACUUAGAAAUCUUAAAGAGUAAUAUCAGAGUAUGGAGCAAGAAGCAGAAGUAGACCUGUGAGUACUAAUGGUGUUGGAGAUUACGGUAGAGGUGGUUAGACCUACGGUCAGCCAGAAUUAAAAUAAUCAAAAUCAACCGUUAACUAAACUAUGAUUCAAUAUAACAAUAACCAACUAGACAUUUCAGCUCUAUCUGAUUAAUAAAAUAUGGGAAAUUAAUCAAUGGCUGAUUUUAGCAGAUCCUAAAUAUAGUGGGGAGUUGAAGGCUAUUAUGCACCUACAAAUGAUUGGUAUUUUCAUAGACCUAGAACAUUUUGGGCCAAGGGUAAAAAGGAAAAUAUAAUUGAAUGGGAAGCCAAAAGAAAGAAGGAUUUACCUGCUCCAAAUCUAUACAAAUUAGAAAAUGAUUGGUCCAAAAAUACGAAAGGGAGAUUUUUGAAAGGUGAUAGAGUUACUCUAAUUGAUGAUAUAUUGAAACUGAAAAAAUAGAGACUUCCUGGUCCAGGUUCAUACAAGCUUCCUUCAUAUAAAAUUUAAGGAAUGCCAAAGACGACCACUGAUAAAUGCUAGUUCAUAAAUGAUGCCAAAUAUAGUGCAAUGUAAACACCUGGAUCGAAAUAUAAAAUUAACUAUGAUUUAACACGGCCAAGAACACCAGCAGCGAGAUACUUUGCUGAUAAAAGUCUAACAGGAAAAGAACCUAUUUCAAUAAAGCCAAAGAAGACAAAAGAUCCAGCCCCAGGAACUUACAAUGUUGAAGAUUGCUAUAGAAAAACUCAAUGGGGAAAUAGUGUUUACUCAAUUGGAAAAUGCAAAAUCACAAAUUAUGUCGAUAUUGCUGUUAAAAAGAAAAAGUUUGUCCCUGGGAUUGGAACUUAUAAAGAAUUAGACAAAGGAUACUAGGCCUUAAGUAAACCACCUACCUCACUUAGAAGAUAUAGAUGA
Messenger RNA from Stylonychia lemnae, 993 nucleotides. The record is from the annotation of a GenBank genome assembly. NCBI's taxonomy places the organism in Eukaryota, Ciliophora, Spirotrichea, Sporadotrichida, Oxytrichidae.